This is a messenger RNA of Plasmodium gallinaceum, 495 nucleotides long. RefSeq names its product iron-sulfur assembly protein, putative (gene IscA1). Lineage: Eukaryota; Apicomplexa; Aconoidasida; Haemosporida; Plasmodiidae. Gene Ontology annotation, molecular function: 4 iron, 4 sulfur cluster binding; 2 iron, 2 sulfur cluster binding; iron ion binding. Gene Ontology annotation, cellular component: mitochondrion. The transcript has a single exon. Gene Ontology annotation, biological process: iron-sulfur cluster assembly. The record is from RefSeq and is a predicted model, not a curated record. Bases 1 to 495 code for a protein of 164 amino acids.
AUGUUUAGGUAUUUAAAUAAAAAAUGUAAGAUAUAUAAUUCAUUGAACUUUUUGAAAGAUUAUAAGUUAUACUUUUCUUCUACUGAAUCAGAAAAUAAAAAAAGUAAUUAUAAAGAAAUAAUAAUAGAAUCUGAAAAAAAUAAAAAUGUAAAAGACAAAAUUUUACAUUUAAGUAAUGAUGCUAUAAAUAAAAUGAAAGAGAUAAAUUUAAAAUAUAAAAAUUCUAAGGCAUUAAAAAUUUGUGUGGAAGCUGGUGGAUGUUCUGGUUUUAAAUAUUCUUUUUCAUUAAUUGAUAAAAAUCAAAUAAAAGAAAAAGAUGUAAUUGUAUAUGAUAAGGAAUGUGUUAUAACAAUUGAUAAGGAAGCUGUUGAAAUUUUAAGAAAUAGUAAAAUACAUUACACUAGCAACCUUAUUUCAAAAAAAUUUACUAUUGAAAACAUACAAAAUGUUUCAUCAAAAUGUUCCUGUGGUAAUUCAUUUGAUAUUAAUUUAUGA